Molecule: messenger RNA, 1066 nt
Organism: Tigriopus californicus
Lineage: Eukaryota; Metazoa; Arthropoda; Copepoda; Harpacticoida; Harpacticidae
Product: endoplasmic reticulum resident protein 29-like
Exons: 1
Coding region: 154-939 (261 amino acids)
Biological process (GO): protein secretion
Cellular component (GO): endoplasmic reticulum lumen; endoplasmic reticulum
Source: RefSeq, a predicted model, not a curated record
UAGUCUUUUCUUUAGUUUGGUUGGUGCAAAUGAGCACAUCCUCCAAUCAUGAUUGUCCACCUCAAGCAAAAGUGUUCGACGUCUCCUCACUCAAAAGAUAAGGGAUUGUCAAUCUCGUACUCAAAGUGAGCACGUCAAGAUUACGAGUCCAUCAUGCACUUAAGCAUUGCUGUGAUCAUAGUUCUGGCCCUUUUGGGAUUUCGACCCUCAUUGGCCACGCCCCUUUUGGGCGUGGUCCAAUUGGACUCACUGUCUUUUAACAAGACCGUGAGAAGAUUUCCUUUCUCAUUAGUGAAAUUUGAUGGAGGAUAUCCGACGGGCGAGAAACACAAGAUCUUUGCUCAAUUAGGACGCGAGCUCUCGGAAGUUCGCAACCUCCUGGUGGCCGAAGUCAGGAUCAAGACCUACGGUGAUAAAGAGAACGAAGACAUCGCCAUGCGGUUUGGUUUCCAAGAAGCCGAUUAUCCGGAGAUCAUCCUUUUCAUACAAGACAAGAAAGGAGGCACCUUGCGAGAGAUUCGUUACGGGGCCGAGGUUUCGGCAGACGCUGUCAUCAACUUCCUCAAGUCCAAGGCCGGAUCCGAUCUGACCUUGCCGGGAUGUCUCAAGGAGUUUGACCGAUACGCUCAGUUCUUUGUCAAUAAUGACGAGAAAGAUCGGCAACGCAUGUUGGACAAGGUGGUCGAGAUUGUGUCAGAAAUGAGGCCCGGGUCGAGAAAGGACAAGGCCACCAGAUAUAUGAAGAUUAUGGAGACCUUUGUGACCCGUGGGUUGGAAGGGGUCGAGCAUGAGGAGGAAAGAGCCCGCAAACUCUUGGAGGAAAAACUGUCGCAAGAAAAACGAAUCAACUUUGAAAUCAUGCUCAACGUGCUCAAAUCGUUUAAAUAUACCAAGAAACCCAGUCGACGAUUGGAGCGCAAAAUCCGAGAUGAAUUAUAAAUUUUGGGAAUUAGGUUAUUACUUACCAAUUUUGGUCUAGUUGUACCUUUUAAUAUUUGUGCGCUGUGACUAGAGAGUGGAGAUUGGUUCAUACGGUCUUGAAAUAAAUUUUUCCACAUUCUGUCAA